CAAGCAUCCGUAGCGCGUCAAGCGGAUGAGACCACGUGACACAUCUGAUACUUGUGCUUUCUGUUCUUCCCUAAAUGCCAGUAAAUACGCCGAAUAACUCUCUUAAUCAAAACCGUAACUGCAUCUCGGGAUUUUUCGAUUAAUGAAUGUCGAAGUGUUAGACGCGAACGCCAAACCCCCGACAGGAAUUCCUCCGUGUUUGUUCUAAAGUUGUGAGCAUAUGUAAGUUGUCAGGCUCGCUCUUCUUCCACCUGGACACUUGACAACUGACGUUCACUUGGUUGCGAGCCUGGAGAGGAGGAGAACAUAAACAGGAUACCAAUGCGGUUGAAAGACCCCUUCUCUUUAAAAACCGCAGACAUGACCAAGCGGUCUAACAAGCCAAAAAAACCUCGCGAUGAAGACUCAUCUGACGAGGUUGGCGGUCUGACGUGCCAGCAUGUGAGCAGAGCUGUGGACCUGAGCUCAGUAAAGAAGGCAGUGACGGGCAGCCUGUGGUCUGUGUGCUCUGACUGCCUUAAAGAGAGGAACGUGCUGGAGGGAGAAACGGCAGGAGCACAUGACAUCCUUGUGUGCCUCAAGUGUGGCUUCCAGGGCUGCAACCAAGCAGAAGUUCAGCAUUCCACAAAACACCAGCAAGCUCAUCACUCAGACUCUCACUGUAUCACCAUCAGCCUCACUACAUGGAAGGCCUGGUGCUUUGAAUGUAAGGAAGAGCUGUCCACUCACUGCAAUAAGAAAGCAUUGGCUCAGACUCUGGACUUUCUGCAAAAGCAGUCAGCAAAAGCCACCUCAGGAACAUCCUCAAAACUCAUCAAGCUCCGAGAGGAACCCGCUGAAUAUGUGGACACUCAGAGAGGGAAGAGUCCAGUCAAUAGCACACUUAUCCCAGUCAAGGGCAUCAACAACCUGGGCAACACCUGCUUCUUCAAUGCUGUGAUGCAGAAUCUCUCUCAGACCCACAUGCUGAAUGACCUGAUUCAAGAUGUCAAGGAGAAAGGACAUAAGAUGAAGAUCAGCCCCUCCACUGAGACUAACUUGGGGUCGCUGACUGUGACGUUGCCCAGCCCUGAACCCCUCACCUCAGCCAUGUUCCUGUUCCUCCAAAGCAUGAAGGAAUCUGGAAAAGGGCCUGUAUCUCCCAAGAUCCUUUUCAACCAGCUCUGUCAGAAGGCUCCUCGUUUUAAGGGUUACCAGCAGCAGGACAGUCAGGAAUUGCUGCAUUACCUCCUGGACUCUAUGAGAGUGGAGGAGACAAAGCGCAUUAAAGCGGGGAUCCUUAAAGCCUUUAACAACCCCACAGAGAAGACUGCAGACGAGGAGACCAAACGACAAGUGAAGGCUUAUGGAAAAGAAGGAGUGAAAUUAAAUUUUGUUGAUCGAAUCUUUGUCGGAGAGCUGACCAGCACCAUAAUGUGUGAAGAGUGUGAGCAUAUUUCUACAGUGAAGGAAGCCUUUAUUGACAUUUCUCUUCCCAUCAUUGAGGAAAGGAUUUCAAAGCCCACAAACCCUGCUAGACUGGGCAAAAGUGGGCGGGAACAAGACAGUCUGACCUCCCAUGAUGACUCAUUAGCUGCCCACUCCCAGGCCAAUCGAAACAGCAGGAGGCUCAGUGGACAGAAGCUACAGAGCCGCCAUUCGUCCACGUCUCAUGAUGACCGAGGCCCAGACACUGUUUCUAGCCGUCAAGAGGAGGAUCUCUGUGUGGCUGGCCGUGGCCUAUCCAGUUACAGGACUGAUACAAUGGGCAGCCAGUCAGACUGCAGUGAAAAAGAGUCAAACCUGCAGGACAGCAGUAACGAUGCAGACAGCGAGGCCUCUGAAAGUGAAUGGUCUCCCCGAAUCCCAUCAGUGUCCAGUCACAGCAGCACAUCAGAUAAAACCUCAAUCACCACAACUCUAUCCACAACAACACACAAUCCAAGUUUAAAAUCGAACCCAAGCUCCACUCCAUUACCCUCCAUUAGGCCCCAGCAGGGCGGCGCUGUGGAGCAGCUUGUCAGCGCUGUGUCCAAACUGGGCCUGGUUCACACAUCCACUGAUACUCUACCCAUCAGCCACAGCCAAGAGGAGCUGAGUGAGACCCGGGACAGAGACCGUCAACACCAUCAAGGGGCCUUUCAAGUCCUCUGUCACAGCUACACCCCCAGCUCAAAAGAGUGCUCUGUCCAGUCCUGCCUUCAUCAGUUUACCUCUAUUGAGCUGCUUAUGGGAAACAACAAGCUGCUCUGUGAAAACUGCACUGACAGGAGGCAGAGGCAGAUGAAGAGGAGCGAUAAGAAGGCAGAGAAGGUGUACACCAGUGCCCGUAAACAGAUGCUCAUAUCUGCACUUCCUCCAGUCGUCACUCUUCACCUCAAACGCUUUCACCAGGCUGGGAUGAAUCUGAGGAAAGUUAAUAGACAUGUGGACUUUCCUCUUUUGCUGGACCUGGCACCUUUUUGCUCCGCCACUUGUAAGAACCUCGGGUCAGGAGAGCGUGUGCUUUACAGUUUGUAUGGCAUUGUGGAGCACAGUGGAUCGAUGCGAGGUGGGCAUUAUGCAGCCUAUGUAAAGGUCCGAACACCUCAACGUAAACCUGAGCAGCGCCGGAACCAGUCAGGUUCCCGAGAGGCCUGUUCAGCUCCACAAGGUCAGUGGGUAUAUGUCAGCGACACCACUGUACAGACUGUCCCUGAGUCCAGAGUGCUGAACUCUCAAGCUUAUUUACUUUUCUAUGAAGAACUGCUAUAGAGCUGGACGGACACAUUAACCUAAGACGAUCCAGAUGAAGACAACAGGCAAUAUCAGCUCAGACAACAGCUAGCACUUACUGCAUGCCGAUUUCCCUGUAUUUUAAUGUAGGACUCCAUAUACUAAAAGAUUGGUCUGAAUGCAAAUCGGGAGCCAUUAUUAUUGAUGUAAAAUAAUCUGCUGAAUUUAAGUUAAUAAUGUUUUACAGCUAAUAUUUGAGUUUAAAGUUUUUUUUUGUGCUUAUUUUGCAGGAAAAUUGCCAAAGAUUAAUUUAGGAUGAACUAUGUACAGAAUAUAUCAUAAGAGAUGGACAAUUGUCCAAAAGUGUCUAUAAUACCCUCUGUUGUGAAGGGGAAACUCAACACAAUAUGCAGCUGUUGCUUUCGGAGCUGUCAUAUUCUGAACUGGAACUCACACGUUAUGAUUUGCUUUAGGACCUUGUUACAUUCACAGGCUUGACUUAUAGCAAUAUCUGUAUUUUGUUCAUUUUCUUAACUAUUUUUGUUCAUUUAAAAGGAUGGUUCACCAAAAUAGUUAUUUAAUCACCACUCCACUUGUUCCAAACUGAUAUAAGUUUAUUUCUUCUGUUGAACAAAGAAAAUAUUUUAUAUAAUGAUGGAAACCAGUAGCCAAAGACUUUCACUGCAGUAUUUCCUCUAGAUGUCAUUGACUUCCCCUUUCCAACAUUUCUCAAAACAUCAUCUUUUGUGUUCAAAAGAAAAAAAGAAACUCAAAGGUUUGAAACCACUUUAGGAAGAGUAAAUUUGAGUGAACAGUUCUUCGAUUUGCUAGAUUAAUACUCAAUUUUCAUGAUAUAUCUUUUGUUUUUCGCUUACAUUUUUCAAUAUACUUUGGCUUAUUUUGAUCUAAAUGGCGGAUUGGUUCCUCCUUAAAGGUUUUAUGAAUUUGUAACUUAAAUAUAUUAAUAUCUAACAGUUAAGGAGUUAAAAUUGCUGAACUUUGCCUCAUGCCUAAUUUUUUUUUUUUUGCAGAACUGAAUAUGACUACAAAAAAGUUGUAUUAAUAUUAUUAUUAUUAUUAUUAUUAUUAUUAUUAUUUUCUGCUUAUGACAAAUACCAGAGAUCCUGUGCCUACGGUUUAUGAGGGCUGAGAUUGUUUGAGCAUGCCUUUAAUGAAGUAUUACAUUCAUGCCGGAGUAUAACGAUGUGUAUAUACUGAUCAUAAAUAUACAUGAUUGUAUGUAAAAUAUGUAUCAUGUUCAAUACUAUUUAUUCUGUUUACCAGGCAAAUAUUGUAACACCAUAGAUUUGUGUGGUGUGUAAGGCUUCAGGGUUCCUCAAGCUGUUCUUUUGCUUGAAUUUUGUGAAUAUAAUCUCAUUUAAAAGGACAAUUUAAAUACAAUUAAUUGAUGAAAA
Molecule: messenger RNA, 4109 nt
Organism: Danio rerio (zebrafish)
Lineage: Eukaryota; Metazoa; Chordata; Actinopteri; Cypriniformes; Danionidae
Source: RefSeq, a predicted model, not a curated record